Messenger RNA from Ogataea philodendri, 1803 nucleotides. RefSeq lists its product as uncharacterized. The transcript has a single exon. Gene Ontology annotation, molecular function: sequence-specific DNA binding; DNA-binding transcription factor activity, RNA polymerase II-specific; zinc ion binding. Lineage: Eukaryota; Fungi; Ascomycota; Pichiomycetes; Pichiales; Pichiaceae. Gene Ontology annotation, biological process: positive regulation of transcription by RNA polymerase II; DNA-templated transcription. Bases 1 to 1803 code for a protein of 600 amino acids. The record is from RefSeq and is a predicted model, not a curated record.
AUGCUGGACAGGUUUAUCCAACCCAGCGUUCCUUCCUCCAACCCGCAAAGAGACGGUCUUCCCCCGAUCUUAUCCCGACCCUCCGACAACCAGCCAUUGUUCCAGCGAUUGAACGGUGUCUAUGGGACAGCCCCAAAAGAGGCCGUUGCCUAUGCCGGACAACAACCCUAUACACCAGCCCCCCAGUAUUUGCCGGCACCAUCACAAAAGUUUCUACCGACAUUACAACAACAACAAUUUCAGACCCCUGUAUUACCCCCUCUAACGCAAAAAUCCGUGCCAUUGCAAACUUUGGUUGGCCGAAGUUCUACUUCCCGGGGAAUGUCUGAGUCCAUAGAGCCCGAAUCACGUAAGUUUGAUCAUGACCCCUCCAUCGACAUGAUUCACUCGAAUCUGGUUCACACCGUCAUGGGCAACAAGACCCCCACACCCCCACUCGAGCUUUUGGUAAUCGAUAAACCAUUAGCGUUGCAAUUUAUAAAGGCCUAUUUGGAUCACAACAACCGAACUUAUCCGAUUUUGAACGAAAAGGAGUUCAUGGACAAGGUGCUUGCGCUUGACUUCGAAACGUUUUUCCAAACAAGAGGCAAAAUGGAACCAUCUUUUUACUUCGAGGUCAAUAUGAUCAUGGCCAUCGGAUGCACCACUCUGGAACGUGCUGGCGUGAUUGAAAAGAAUAAGGGUUAUUCCAAAAUGUUUUCGUCCAAAUCCAUGAGUUUGCUAACUUCCGCUGUUUCUUUCCAAGACGUAUCCAGCGUGCGUUCUUUGGUGUUGCUAGGAAUAUACUCCUUUUUCGAUCCCAAAGGCCUGUAUUCGUGGUCUAUUGUUGGGGUGCUGACACGACUUGCUGUCUCCCUGGGAUUGAAUCGCAAAAUUAGAGACGUGGAAGCUAGAAAAAUGAGCUCGACCCAGAUCGAAAUGAGACAUCGUCUUUUCUGGGCUGUGUUCAAUAUGGAUCGAUUGAUCUCGAUCAGCUUUGGACGCCCCGUUGCGAUCCAAGACGACGACAUCAACGUCCCGUUGCCCGAGCCAAUGUACGAUGAAGGCCCAGAUAGUUUGAAAGUCACCCGCAACAUCAUCGAGAUGAGAAGAAUCGAGGGAAUCAUACUCAGCCGCGUCCAUUGCGUGCGUGCAUCCGAGAAAUGUUCUUCUGAGGAGGAGAAAAAUGAGAUUCUUAACGAGAUUCGACAGGACAUUGAGAAAUGGUACAACAAGUCCCGUCUUUUGUCGUCGUCAUCGCGACAGAAGGGGAAUAUUUCGUUCUUAGAGUCAACAGCAUGGUUUUCUGCGAGAUAUUACCAUCUGCUGAUGCUGUUGUACCGUCCUUCAUAUCUGUUCCCGAAGCCUGCCCUGAACAACCUGGACGUUCUAGGAAGAGCUUGUCUUCAAAACUUGUCCUUCACAUACACACUCUACACAUCAAAUCUGCUACCAUUGAACUGGAUCACUUUGUACAGGUUUUUGACAACUUGUACUACAAUUCUCUACUGCUUAUGCCAUUGGUCGAUCGACCUUGUUGAAUCCAAAACAGACAUCCAUUUAUGUGUGGAGAUUCUGAACGGGUUUGGCGAAAACUGGUAUUUUGCCAAGCGCUGUGCAGAGGUUUUCAAAACUAUAGAUGAUGCGAUCCUGGAGAUCUCAUUGAGCGAAUCAAACGGCCAAAUCCAGCCGGUGGACCAACUGCUAGUCGAUCUUAUGAACACUUCGUCGUCCUACCACGAAAUUCUAUUUGACAAUUCGGUCGAUAUAUGGUACGGCGACGAUUUCUUGAACACUGCUGUGAAAAAGAACCAACAAGAAUAA